Molecule: messenger RNA, 1504 nt
Organism: Telopea speciosissima
Lineage: Eukaryota; Viridiplantae; Streptophyta; Magnoliopsida; Proteales; Proteaceae
Product: uridylate kinase
Exons: 7
Coding region: 95-1099 (334 amino acids)
Biological process (GO): UDP biosynthetic process
Cellular component (GO): cytoplasm
Molecular function (GO): UMP kinase activity
Source: RefSeq, a predicted model, not a curated record
UAAUUAUUGAAGAAGGCUUAGCACUUACCACUUAGCAGCGGCAAUAUCUAGUCAAUGUUUGUUGCGAUUAUCGAUUCGUGGCUGUAAAUUUGUAAUGGCUUCUUCUUCAUUCUCCUCUGUUGUAGUUUCUCCUAUGGGGUCCUUCGGCGCCCUGCCUUCUCCAUCGUCAACUCCACUUCUCUUUCCCUUCAAACACUGCAACCGUCUGAUGAUGGGUUACCAAAGAACUGUUCGUAGGAUGAUGCUUAACUGCUCUUCUUCUGAAAUAGGUCCAUUAUCAGACCAAAUGCAUAUCAGGCAAUCUCAAAUAUCUACUGUGACGCCCUUUGGACUGACACUGGAUGAAGCUGGAAUGUCUAAGCCUUCAUAUAAAUGGCAAAGGGUGCUGCUUAAAGUAAGUGGAGAAGCACUUGCUGGAGAUCAAAAACAAAAUAUUGAUCCAAAGAUUACAAUGUCCAUUGCAAGGGAAGUGGCAUCUGUGACUCGGCUUGGCAUUGAGGUCGCGAUAGUGGUUGGUGGUGGGAAUAUCUUUCGUGGAUCUUCUUGGGCGGGUUGUAGUGGCCUCGACCGUUCAUCUGCCGAUUACAUUGGGAUGUUAGCAACUGUUAUGAAUGCAAUAUUCCUGCAAGCAACAAUGGAGAGCAUUGGCAUCCCGACGCGGGUUCAGACUGCAUUCCGCAUGUCUGAAGUGGCAGAGCCAUACAUUAGAAGAAGAGCUGUCAGGCAUCUGGAGAAAGGAAGGGUGGUUAUCUUUGCAGCAGGGACUGGGAACCCAUUCUUCACAACAGAUACUGCAGCAGCCCUCCGUUGUGCAGAAAUUAAUGCAGAGGUUUUGCUGAAGGCUACAAAUGUUGAUGGGGUCUAUGAUGAUGACCCUAGGCAUAAUUCAAGCGCCUGCCUGCUAGACAAUCUAAGCUAUCAGGACGUGACAUCAAAGGAUCUUUCGGUGAUGGACAUGACGGCAAUAACUUUGUGUCAAGAAAACAACAUUCCUGUUGUUGUCUUCAAUCUAACGAAACCUGGUAAUAUCUCCAAAGCCAUUAUGGGAGAAAGAGUUGGCACUUUGAUUGGGAGGUCUUGGAAUGAACUCAUGGCAUAGAUGUGAAAGGCAGGACUUCUCACCCUACCGAUUGGGGUGGCCCUUUUACUGUGACUUGAAGUUGUGAAUUUGCUGACAGUGUUCAUAUGGCUUUGAGGCCUAACUGAACCAACAGCAGAAUGAGGCUGAGGUGCAAGAUGAAAUAUAAUGGUUCUCCGAGUUUGGAGGAUUGGUUUUGACUAUCUGGUGUACUUGAUUCAGCACUGAUGAUGACUAGUGCAGUUUGGUUAUGUAAAUAACAAGAUAAUUUCUAUAGGGUUACUAGAAUCAUUGUCUAUGAAACUUAUUUGAAGCAUUCCAUUUUUGAAAAGAAGAUUUUGUAUUUGGUUUGUGUAGGGACUAUAUAUUGAAAAUCAUCUUCUUGAGAAUAAUAAGAUUGACAUUUUGAAUUGUUGCUCCGGAUUA